AUGACCAAAUUUCUCAAUCAAAUUUUGAAUCAUGAAAGCUUUUGGUCUGCUAAAAAACAAAGCCUGAAAGUUCAGAUCAAUGUAACCAAUGAUGCAGUGUGCAUGAGAUACAUUCGUCCAACUCCAAGCACUAAACUGGAAGGUUUCAUCCUGGGGUAUGGAAGCAGCUUCUUCUCUAACCAGUAUAUUCCCCUACCAUCUAAUGGGAAAAUGUACAUAACUGAAGUUGAUGCAGAGCCAAGAUACUUGAUUGUAGUGAGACCAGCACCCAUUCCUAAUAACAAGAAAUCCUGCUCAGGUAAAACAAAGAAACCCAAACCUCUUCAACUGGUAAUAGGCACUUUAACUCCAACAUCUGUCUUCCUAUCUUGGGGGAUAUUAGUCAAUCCAAAGCAUGACUGGACCACAAUGAAUAACUGUCCAAAUGACAGAUUUUAUACAGUGCGCUACAGAGAAAAGGACAAGAGUAAGAAGUGGAUCCUGCAGCUUUGUCCAACUACAGAAACAGUGGUGGAUAAUUUGAAACCCAACACUAUUUAUGAAUUUGGAGUGAAAGACAAUAUAGAUGAUGGGAUCUGGAGUAAGAGUUUCAUUCACAAAGUGGUUAUUCCUGGUAAAAACAAAGAAAAUGGACAGCUCCAGAACAACUACAAGUUCCCUAAAAUCCAUACACAGUUUAUACCAGAUUCAAAAACUCUUGUUCCAGUUAAAGUAAUCAAACAAGUUCUUCAAAAUAUUACACAUCGGACACAGUCUGAAAUUCUACAGAGGCCUCCUUUAUCAGGACCAAUAUUAGUGCAUCUUAUUGUUCCUGAUUUCAAUGCAACAAAACAGAAACCUCCAUCUUCCUCAAGAUUCAAUAUAUUUGAAAAGCCAAAACAAAUUCUAGCUAAGAACAAAACUCAAGAAUGGCUCCCAGAAUCAAAGAUAUCAGAAGUCAAAGAAAUCACCCCCAAAUCCCAGACUGAUUUGGAAAAGAGUAAACCUACAGCUGCUGGUGUUUCAAAAGAUUCUACAGUCAAUCAAGCUCACACUGAAAGUGAACUGGAAUCUUCAAAACCUAGCAAAGCUCCUAUGACUGAAAUGCCACCUGUCACAUUGGAUCUGCACAAGUUUCUAGGAAUUCCAAAAGCAAGACCAUCUCCUACACCUCACAUGCCCACAGAAUCAUCGGUUUUAAAGAAAAUGCAACCAGUUCCUUCAGAAUCCGAAACACCUGUUCUAAAGACUAUACAGACAAAAGCAGCAGUAACAAAUGAACCCACUUUGGAAUCUUUCCCAUCCAAAACAUCUAAAACUCUUGACUGGCCAAGGGCAACUCUGGUCUCUACUCUACCAUCUGUGAAGCAAAACAUACCUAAAACAUCUAGGAUCACUGAAAAAUUAAAAGCAUAUCCAGCAGAAAAAGAAUCACAAGAGAAAACCACUGCAUCUAGCAUUUUUAAAACCCCAGAAUUGCCAAGAACAACAAUGGUUCCCAGGGGGCAAAAAUUCCCUGUUUCCAAGCCCCAACUCCUUCCCCAUCUGGAAGAGCCAAAGAUUACACUGGUUACCAACAAAUUGAUUCCACUUCCUGCUGCAACAAAGAUAUCUGUCACUGAUGGACAUCCAGUGGCAACAAUGGCUUCAAAAGAAAUAAACCCUGUUCCAUCAAAGUCUAAAGAAUUCGACUAUACCAAGCCAGAAGAACCAGAGAGGAAACUUGCUUCUUAUAAACCAAGCCCAGUUCCACCAAGGUUUAAAGAACCUGAGUACAUCAUGCCAGAAGUACCAGACAGGAAACAUGUUUCAACUGAGGAUGAUAAUUAUCUUCCUAAAGUCUUGACCACGCCAGAACUUCCUAUUACCAAAUCUGUUUCUUAUGAAUCAAGCCCUGUUCCAUCAAAAUUUAAAGAACCCGGCUACAUCAUGCCAGAAGUACCAGACGAGAAACCUGCUUCUUAUAAACCAAGCCCGGUUCCACCAAAGUUUAAAGAACCCGAAUACAUCAUGCCAGAAGUACCAGACAGGAAACAUGUUUCAACUGAAGAUGAAAAUUAUCUUCCUAAAGUCUUGACCACAACAGAACGUCCAAUUACCAAACCUGCUUCUUAUGAACAAAGCUCUGUUCCAUCAAAAUUUAAAGAACCCAGCUACAUCAUGCUAGAAGAACCAGACAGGAAAGCUGCUUCUUAUAAACCAAGCCUGAUUCCCCCAAAGUUUAAAGAACCUGACUAUGGCAUGCCAGAAGAACCAGACAGAAAACAUGUUUCAACUGAAGAUGAUAAUUAUCUUCCUAAACUCUUGACCACAACAAAACUUCCAAUUACCAAACAUGUUUCAAUUGAGGAUGAUAACUAUCUGCCUAAAGUCUUGACCACGCCAGAACUUCCUAUUACCAAAUCUGUUUCAACUGAAGAUGAUAAUUAUCUUCCUAAAGUCUUGACCAUGCCAGAAUUUCCAAUUACCAAACCUGUUUCAACUGAAGAUGACAAUUAUGUUCCUAAAGUCUUGACCACGCCAGAACUGCUAAUUACCAAACCUGCUUCUUAUAAACCAAGCCCGGUUCCGCCAAAGUUUAAAGAACCUGAGUACAUCAUGCCAGAAGUACCAGACAGAAAACAUGUUUCUUAUGAACCAACCUCCAUUCCUUCCAACGUUAAGGAACCUGACUAUAUCCUGCCAGAAGUACCAGAAAGGAAACAUGUUUCAACUGAAGAUGAUAAUUAUCUUCCUAAAGUCUUGACCACAACAGAACGUCCAAUUACCAAACAUGCUUCUUAUAAACCAAGCUCUGUUCCAUCAACAUUUAAAGAACCCAGCUACAUCCCACCAGAAGUACAAGACACAAAACAUGUUUCAACUGAAGAUGACAAUUAUGUUCCUAAAGUCUUGACCACGCCAGAACUGCUAAUUACCGAAUCUGCUUCUUAUAAACCAAGCCCGGUUCCGCCAAAGUUUAAAGAACCCGAGUACAUCAUGCCAGAAGUACCAGACAGAAAACAUGUUUCAACUGAAGAUGAUAAUUAUCUUCCUAAUGUCUUGACCACAACAGAACUUCCAAUUACCAAACCCGCUUCUUAUAAACCAAGCCCGGUUCCGCCAAAGUUUAAAGAACCCGAGUACAUCAUGCCAGAAGUACCAGACAGGAAACAUGUUUCAACUGAAGAUGACAAUUAUGUUCCUAAAGUCUUGACCACGCCAGAACUGCUAAUUACCGAAUCUGCUUCUUAUAAACCAAGCCCGGUUCUGCCAAAGUUUAAAGAACCUGAGUACAUCAUGCCAGAAGUACCAGACAGAAAACAUGUUUCUUAUGAACCAACCUCCAUUCCUUCCAAAGUUAAGGAACCUGACUACAUCCUGCCAGAAGUACCAGACAGGAAACAUGUUUCUUAUGAACCAACCUCCAUUCCUUCCAACGUUAAGGAACCUGGCUAUAUCCUUCCAGAAGUACCAGAAAGGAAACAUGUUUCAACUGAAGAUGAUAAUUAUCUUCCUAAAAUCGUGACCACAACAGAACGUCCAAUUACCAAACAUGUUUCUUAUAAACCAAGCCCUGUUUCAUCAACAUUUAAAGAACCCAGCUACAUCUCACCAGAAGUAACAGACACAAAACAUGUUUCCAUUGAGGAUGAUAAUUAUCUUCCUAAAGUCUUGACCACGCCAGAACUGAUAAUUACUGAAUCUGUUUCUUAUGAACCAACCUCCAUUCCUUCCAAAGUUAAGGAACCUGACUACAUCCUGCCAGAAGUACCAGACAGGAAACAUGUUUCUUAUGAACCAACCUCCAUUCCUUCCAACGUUAAGGAACCUGGCUAUAUCCUUCCAGAAGUACCAGAAAGGAAACAUGUUUCAACUGAAGAUGAUAAUUAUCUUCCUAAAAUCUUGACCACAACAGAACGUCCAAUUACCAAACCUGUUUCUUAUAAACCAAGCCCUGUUCCAUCAACAUUUAAAGAAUCCAGCUACAUCACACCAGAAGUACCAGAUACAAAAUAUGCUUCUUAUAAACCAAGCCUGCUUCCGCCAAAGUUUAAAGAACCCGAGUACAUCAUGCCAGAAGUACCGGACAGGAAACAUGUUUCAACUGAAGAUUAUAAUUAUCUUCCUAAAGUCUUGUCCACAACAGAACGUCCAAUUACCAAACCUGUUUCAACUGAGGAUGAUAAUUAUCUUCCUAAAAUCUUGACCAGAACAGAACUCCCAAUUACCAAACCUGCUUCCUAUGAAUCAAGCCCUGCUCCAUCAAAAUUUAAAGAACCUGACUAUAUCCUUUCAGAAGUACCAGACAGGAAACAUGUUUUGGAACCUAUUACGUUUAGCAAUGAACUUCCAAUAGUAGAUGCAAAGACCAAGCAUCAUAUUUCCAUCACUAAAACAACAAUCAACCCACUGCUACUACCAAUAUCUGAUGUAGAAGAGGUUAUUUUUAAAACUGAACAAGCAAAAUCAUCAACAGCUCCUAAGGAAACACAUCGAGUUCCAACCAGACCAAAAACUUCUUCCAGUCCUGAUAUAACCCCAACCAAAUCCAGUCUAAAUGUCAAACAUCAUGAUCCAUCCAAACCUAAAAGUCCUCCUGAUCAAAAAACGCAGCAAUCAAAACCAGAUCCAAAAGAAACACGACUUCUUCCUUCAAAACCAAAACCAUCAGACAAACAAGAAAGAAACAAGACUAAACCUGCUUCAUCUAAACUGAACAACAAAGUGACAGUCACCAAAACUCCACAUUUGAAAAAAGUUGUCCACAGAACAACACCAGCCCCUCCUAGAACUAGAACACCAGGAAGACCAUCCUGGAGUAAAAAACCAAGAGGUGAGAAAUUAACAAAUGAAGAUGUUGCAAAGCCUCUCCAUCCAAGCUCUAGUACUAAGUCUAGUAUACCAAUAGAUUCCACAGUUGUAAGAAAAAAACCAGAUCCAGUAGCUACAUUACCUGGUUCUCCACGACCUCCUUUAGCUCCUGCCAGACCUACACCAAUACGAAGAAAACCAUUGCCACCCAACAAUGUGACUGGUAAACCUGGCCGUUCAGGAAAUGUCUUGAUGCCACGAGCAUCUUCAAUUCUCACAACGUCUAUAGCAAAACCCACUUGGCCAAGUUCCCUUGUGAAAACAAAUUCACCUAAAAAGCUACCUACAGCAGCAGCUUCUCCAGAUUACAAUAAUCCAAUGUUCAGUUCUAUCCCUACAUCAGACACUGAUAUUGCAGGCGCACCAAGGUAUACAGGUGAUCAUGUGAAAUACCUGAAAAAAAAAGAUGAUGAACCUUGUUCUAUCACAGAUACUAUACAACACUUUCCAUCUGAUAUGGAGGACAACAGAGACAUGGCUACUAGUGCCCCCAAAAAACCUCCUACGAAUCUUACAGUGGUGACUGUUGAGGGAUGUCCAUCUUUUGUGGUACUGGAUUGGAAAAAACCAGAAAAUGAAACUGUAACAGAAUAUAAAGUUGUAUCAACAGAAAAUGGAGGCACAGUUGGAAAAGAUAAGUCCAUUAUAACCACAAAUCAAACCCAUUCUACAGUGGAAAACCUGAAACCUAAUACAAGCUAUGACUUUGUUGUGAUACCUAGCAACCCUCUUGGGGAAGGUCCAAGUAGUGAAUCAAAGCCAUUUAGAACGGAAUCAGCUGACCCAAGAGUGACAGAAUCUAUUUCAAUGGGGAAAGAUGCGAUUUGGACCGAAGUGAGCUUUAAUUCUGAUGACUAUUCUGAAUGUAAGGGAAAACAGUAUGUCAAGAGGACUUGGUACAAGAAGUUUGUGGGGGUUCAAUUGUGUAACUCCCUUCGAUAUAAAAUUUACCUCAGUGACACACUUACAGGCACAUUUUAUAAUAUAGGAGAUCAGAGAGGACAUGGAGAAGAUCAUUGCCAAUUUGUGGAUUCAUAUUUUGAUGGAAAGACAGGGCAAAUGCUUCCAUCAGAUCAACUGCCUACCAAAGAUGGUUAUUUUAGAGCUGUUCGUCAGGAGCCUGUUCAUUUUGGAAAAAUAGGAGCUGGAACGCACAGUACUUAUGUUAAUUGGUAUGAGUGUGGAACUACAAUACCCGGAAAAUGGUAGAACAAGAAACAAACUGAUGCACCAUGCUCAGAGAAAAUAGUUUGUUGUGAUAUUACAAACUGAAAUCUAGCAAGAAUACCACGUUAACUUUCAAUAGUAUUGGCUGCUUAAUUAUAAAUGUUCAGAUUUAUGCAGAAAGAAAUAUCAUAAAGUGAUGUCUUGGGAAGCUGGCUCCCUAAUAGUCUCUUAUAUUAUCUACUUAUUGUAAAAGGUGUAGUUUAUUUUUUACUAUUGUUGUGAUAUUUUGAGGCACCUUCACUGAAAAAAAAUCUUCUGAAUUGUAUUAAUGUACAUUGCCAAUGGUCACAUUCUACUACUUUUCAAACUCACUUAAAUUAUUCUCUCAGUUAAUUUCUAGACAUUUUUGCUACUUUAUAAAAAAUCAAAUCCAUUUGAAAAGUUGCAGAUUUUAUUCGAACAUUAGAUAAAAUUGACACCACCUCAGAUUUCUUCAAUUAAAAUAUCAUUCAGGAAAAAAGAAUCAUGUUAACUGAACCCAUACCAAUAACCAUUCUACUAUCCUAAAUAUAUGACCAAUCUUUAAAAUUGUGCAAGAGCUCCUCAAUGCAAGGGAGAUUUCAGUUCAAUGGUACACACUUUUAUUCUGUACUCCCAGUACACAUUGGAUUAUAGCAACAAACAUUUAUAAAAUGGCAUUAAAAUUGGUUGUAUGUCAGAAAGUUAUUGGUUUUGAUAGAAUUUACUGGUAUGUGUAUAAAUAAUACUGUAAUGGCUGUUCUAUUUUUGUCUCCCACCAGAAAUUGAACUAAUUCAUGGUAAACAUACACAUAUGCACACACAACCUAUUUACAGGGGGAAAAUAUAUUGCUACGGUGAAAUAAAGAUGCAAAAGCCUUCCUAUUUUUUGCUGUUGUUAAUGUUAGAAUAUUUCUCAAAAAUACUGUGUACUCUGGUAUAUAUAUCUGAAUACAAAGUACACAAGUAUUUCAAACAGAUUUUCCUUCCUUAAGUACACGGCAGAUUCAAUCAUUUACUUCUUGAAGCUGCUUUGUGGGACAUGUGUAUAUUCAGAUUGACGGUGUAAAUCAUAUCAAGAAUGUAAUCAGGCAGUUUUAUUUCAAUUAAACAUGGAGAAAUGUGGCCUAGUGUGUUGUAUAGAAGACUGUCAAAGGAUAUCCAAAGUACAUGUAUUUAAAAAAUGUUUCGUUUCAUAUAAAACUGAAAAGUAAUGUGAUCUGCUUUAUGAAAUGGAAAAUGAAGACUGUUUUUGAAAAUAAUUUAGCUGUUCCCUACAUAAAAUGCUACAUUUGUAUGACUUAAACAUUUAAACAUUAUAAAGAGAUGUAAGUUUUAAUGUAUGAAAAUGUAAGAAACACAAGGAAUAUUGGUUUGGUUGUUUACAGAAAAUAGUACACUGCAGGUACAUUGUACUCUUAAUAAAUAAAUAA
Messenger RNA from Protobothrops mucrosquamatus (brown spotted pit viper), 7451 nucleotides. RefSeq names its product ABI family member 3 binding protein (gene ABI3BP). Lineage: Eukaryota; Metazoa; Chordata; Lepidosauria; Squamata; Viperidae. Gene Ontology annotation, biological process: extracellular matrix organization; positive regulation of cell-substrate adhesion. Gene Ontology annotation, molecular function: protein binding. The coding region runs from base 1 to 6042 and encodes 2013 amino acids. The record is from RefSeq and is a predicted model, not a curated record. The transcript is spliced from 73 exons.